AAUUUAAAUCUACUUGAACAUUAAAAUGUUUAAUAUAGCAUGACAUUUUUCUAUUGCAAAGCUGUAUGUAUUCAGCUCACUUCUUAAACUACAUGAAUGGUUUUGGAUCUUACUUUUCGUCAGAAGAUAAAAGAUGCCCUGCCUCCUUACCCUUGGGUCAAAACUCUCCACAGAACUGUCCUUACGGUUUAUAUGCGGAACAAAUAUCAGGAACAGCUUUUACUGCUCCUCGUAAGGAAAAUUUAAGAUCGUGGUUAUACAGAAUACGUCCUAGUGUAUUGCACGAACCGUUUAAGCCUUUUACCGGUAAAACGGGACUAAAUAACAAUUGGAAUGAACAACAUCCAAAUCCUAAUCAGAUGCGUUGGAAGCCGUUUGAUAUACCGUUGGACGACGUAAAUUUUGUCGAAGGUUUACACACGAUAUGCGGUUCAGGGGGUGAACAUAGCCAUCAUGGUAUUGCAAUACAUAUUUACAGUUGCACUACUUCCAUGGAGAAAAUCGCUUUUUAUAAUAGCGAUGGUGAUUUUUUGGUUGGUAAGUAG
This is a messenger RNA of Bactrocera tryoni, 545 nucleotides long. RefSeq names its product homogentisate 1,2-dioxygenase-like. Gene Ontology annotation, cellular component: cytoplasm. Gene Ontology annotation, molecular function: homogentisate 1,2-dioxygenase activity. The record is from RefSeq and is a predicted model, not a curated record. NCBI's taxonomy places the organism in Eukaryota, Metazoa, Arthropoda, Insecta, Diptera, Tephritidae. Bases 66 to 545 code for a protein of 159 amino acids. Gene Ontology annotation, biological process: L-phenylalanine catabolic process. The transcript has 3 exons.